AUGCAGUCGCGUGAAGGAGAGACCGUGGAGUUCAUCAAGCCUGCCCGCAGCCAAACGACUUGCGAUCGGUCUGGUGGCAUCAGGCUGGGAACUCUCUUCACCGCAGACGGAAAGAUCAGCGAGGAGGCCACGAUGGCUUGGGUCUCCAAGUACCCCUGCCAGGUGCUGUUGAUGGCGAUCUUGGCCGACUGGUGUCAGAAGAUCGAAGUGGCGCUGAGUGCUGGCGGGGACGUGGAGAAAGUCCUCGCGCGGGCCGUCGAGCAGCUGUCCUUCAUGGCAGGGAAGGUCAUCACGAACAUCAGCAACGACGUUCGCCAGAAGCUUGCGCAGAUGAUAACCGAGGUGGUUCACCAGCGAGAUGUCUCGCGACAGUUGAUUCAGGACAAGGUGGCGUCCCCAAAGGACUUCCAGUGGUUGCAGCUGAUGAGAAUGUAUUGGAACCCCAGUGAGCCGCAGAUUCUGCAACGCCUUUCGAUCUGCAUGGCAGAUGCCAGCUUCUUCUACGGCUUUGAGUAUUUGGGAAUUGCCGACAAGCUGGUCCAGACCCCUCUGACAGACCGCUGCUUCCUGACACUGACCCAAGCACUGCACAUGCGCCUGGGUGCCAACCCGUUUGGCCCGGCGGGCACCGGUAAGACGGAGUCGGUAAAGGCGCUGGGGAACACCAUGGGAAGGUUCGUUUUGGUCUUUUGCUGCGACGAGGGCUUCGACUUCCAGGCCAUGGGCCGAAUCUUCGUUGGCUUGUGCCAAGUGGGCGCCUGGGGCUGCUUCGACGAGUUCAACCGACUUGAGGAAAGGAUUCUUUCGGCGGUCUCUGAGCAGGUUCUAACCAUACAGACUGGGAACAAACAGAACAAGAAGGAGAUCGAGAUCCUUGGGAAGCAGGUGCGGUUGAACUCCAACGUGGGCAUCUUCGUAACCAUGAAUCCCGGCUAUGCCGGGCGCUCCAACCUGCCAGACAACCUGAAGCAGCUCUUCCGGGCCAUGGCCAUGACCACGCCCAACAAGACUCUCAUCGCCCAGGUGAACCUGUACAACCAAGGCUUCAUCAGUGCCGAGAAGCUGGCCAGCAAGGUGGUCUUCCUUUUCGACCUCUGCAAGGAUCAGCUCUCAUCGCAGCCGCACUACGACUUUGGACUGCGCUCUCUGAAGGCCGUGUUGGCCUGCGCCGGCUCCAUGAAGCGCGAGGAGGUCACGAACAUAGGUGCCGAGAAGUUCGGCGAGCUCUCGGAAGACGAGGUGUCGCAGAGUGAGCAGAAGAUUCUACUGCGAGCUAUUUUUGAUACGCUCGUUCCAAAGCUGGUAGCGCAAGACAAGCCGCUGAUGCAAAGCUUGAUCUCCGGUGUCUUCCCUGGCGCGGACGUCGGCAUCGUGGACAAUCAGAUCCUUCAGGAUGAGAUUCGCAGGCUCUGCAAGCUGCGGCACUUUGAGUGCACCGAAAACUUCAUGUUGAAGUGCAUGGAGCUCUUCCAAAUCCAAAGAAUCACUCAUGGUGUAAUGCUGGUGGGCACUGUCGGCACAGGAAAAUCCACUGUUUGGCGAACGCUUCUGGAUGCCAUGGAGAAACUGGAUAACAUUAAAGGAGAUGCCUAUGUCGUGGAUCCCAAAGCAGUCAGCAAAGAGGAAUUGUAUGGCAAGCUGGAUCCAACGACACUGGAGUGGACUGAUGGAGUUUUUACCGACAUUCUGCGGCGUAUUCUUUCAGGACAUCGUGGCGAGAACCAGCGGCGACAAUGGAUAAUGUUUGAUGGUGACGUCGAUCCGGAGUGGGCCGAGAACCUGAACUCAGUGCUUGAUGACAACAAACUGUUGACACUCCCGAAUGGGGAGCGCCUGGCUAUUCCACCGAAUGUUCGGAUCAUGUUCGAGGUGGAUACUCUUAAGUAUGCCACGCUGGCCACAGUCAGUCGCUGUGGUAUGGUUUGGUUUGCCAACGACGUGGUCACACGAGAGAUGCUCUGCAGCCACGAGCUGAAAUCGAUCAAGCAUGGCAACCUCGAGUCCGAGAGCCAGAAGAAAGACGACGGAGCUCACGAAGGACUUCCCAAGGAGCAGAGGACGAAGGUGAAAUGCAUCGAAGCCUUGGAGCCUUUGUUCGAGAAAGGCUCUCUCGUGCUCUCCGCCCUGCAGCUUGCUUUUGAGAUGGAUCACAUCAUGACUUUUACUGCCAUCAGGGCCUUGACUGGCUUGUUUUCCAUGGUCCGCAAGGGCAUCAACAUGAUUCUGGAGUACGAUGAAGUUCAUGAAGAGUUCCCGUUGGCAGAUGAUGUAUUACAAUCCUUCAUGCGCAAAUACCUGGUCUUUGCUAUUUGCUGGUCGUUUGGAGGCGACAUGUUUCUCAACACACGCAUGAAGUUCUGCGAGAUGUUGGCGGGGCAUCUGGGGGACAUUCCGGCUCCGGACGGCCUUGGCGGCGACACCACAUUGCUCGACUUCGAGGUCCGCGUCGAGGAUGGGCAAUGGUACCACUGGGACAAGAGGGUGCCGACUUUGGACAUUGAUCCCGAGAAAGUGGCCGACAGCAGCUUGAUCAUCUCGACGGUCGACACUGUGCGACAUACCUCCACUCUUGCAGCCUGGCUGGAGGAGCGGAAGCCCUUCAUUUUGAGUGGCCCUCCCGGCAGCGGCAAGACAAUGACAUUAAUGUCGACCAUGAAGGCCAUGGCAGGCAGUCUGGAGCUUGCAUCCUUGAACUUCUCGGCGGGUACGACUCCCGAGCUUUUGCUGAAGACCUUCGACCUGUACUGUGAGACCGUGAAGACCCCGAACGGCCUCGUAAUGCGUCCUCUGCAGUUGAAUCGCUGGGUCGUGGUCUUCUGUGAUGAGUGCAACCUUCCAGAACAGGACAAGUAUGGUACACAGAAGGUGAUCAUGUUCAUCCGCCAGAUCACCGAAGCUGGGGGCUUCUAUCGGCCGAGUGACAAGCAGUGGGUCAACGUGGAGCGCGUUCAGUUUCUUGGAGCUUGCAACCCUCCGACGGAUCCGGGUCGCCAUCCCAUGUCUGACCGCUUCCUAAGACACGCUCCUGUGAUCUGGGUGGACUACCCCGGGCCGGACUCCCUGCGCCAGAUCUAUGGCACCUUCAAUCGUGCCAUGCUGAAGCUGCAACCGCAGCUCGACAAGAGUUGCUCCGAGGGCAUGACGAACACAAUGGUGCAAUUCUGGCGGGAAAGCGCGCAGAAGUUCACGUCCGACCAGCAGCCCCACUAUCUCUACUCUCCACGUGAGCUCACUCGUUGGAAGACAGCUCUUUAUGAGUGCAUGCGAUACUGGGAUGGCAUGACUCAGACAAAUCUUAUCCGUCUCUUGGUGCACGAAGGUCUGCGGAUCUUUGUGGACCGUUUGGUGCAUGAGGAGGAGCGAGAUUGGAGCGAGGAGCUGCUGGACGAGGUUGUGCAGAGAGAGUUUGGUUGUAGCGCCGACGUGCUCCAGCGUCCAAUUCUAUUCAGCUGUUACCUGGAUGAGCAGCACCGUUAUCGCGAUGAGACGAGAGAAAACCUGCGAGAGUUCGUGAAGGGCAAGCUCAGCAUCUUCUAUGAGGAGGAGCUGGACGUGCGCCUGGUUAUCUUCGAUUCUGUGCUGGACCACAUCGUUCGCAUGGACCGGGUCCUGAGGCAGCCCCUUGGGCACCUCCUGCUCGUGGGGGCAUCGGGUGCUGGCAAGACGGUUCUCUCCAAGUUUGUCUCCUGGCUGAAUGGGCUGAGCGUGUACACCUUGAAGAUCGGGCGGAACUACGACGUCCUCGCCUUCGAGGCUGACGUGCGCGUGGUCAUGAAGCGUGCUGGCGUGAAGGGCGAGAAGAUCACCUUCAUCUUCGACGAGUCCAACGCCUUGGGUCCGGCGUUCAUUGAGAGGAUGAACGCGCUCCUGGCCUCGGGGGAAGUGCCGGGACUCUUCGAGGGCGACGAGUACACGGCGCUCAUCCACGAAUGCCGUGGCGCAAACAUCCAGGGUGUCGAUGAUGCAGAAAUCUUCGCACGUUUCACGAAGCAAGUCCAGCGCAACCUGCACAUCGUCUUCACGAUGAACCCCGCGAAUCCCGACUUCUACAAUCGGUCGAACUCCAGCCCGGCGUUGUUCAAUCGCUGUGUCAUCGACUGGUUUGGGGACUGGCCACAGGAGGCUCUUCUGCAGGUGGCCGCCGACUUCACCGCCAGCAUGCAGAUUGGUGAAGAUACCUUCACGGGUGGCUGUACUGGGGCUGGCGAGGAGAAGGAUGCUCUUCGACAUCAGAAGCUGUCGGAGACGAUUGUGGCAUUCCACCAACAGGUGGACCAGACCAAUGUGGACCUGAAGAAAAGCGCCCUGAGAUACAACUUCAUCACGCCUCGCGAUUUCCUCGACUUCAUCAACCACUUCAUCGGAUUGAUGACAGAGAAGCGCGACGAAGUCUUGGACCAGCAAAGCCACAUCGAUGGAGGCCUGAAGAAGCUCAAGGAGACCGAGGACCAAGUGGCCAACCUGCAGAGCGGCUUAGCCGAGAAGGAGAAGAUGCUGACGGCCAAGAACAAGGAAGCGGAAGAGAUGAUGUCCCAGAUGGUCAAGGGCCAGGGCGAGGCCGAGGAGCGGAAGCAGGCGUCACAGAAGCUCCAGGUGGACUUGGCGGAGCAGAGCAAGGUCAUCGACGAGAGAAGGGGGGAGAUUCAGAAGAAGAUCGAGGAGGUGGAGCCUGCCUUGGAGGCCGCCAAGAGCGCCGUGGGCGCCGUGAACAAGCAGGCCCUCGACGAGCUCCGGUCCAUGAACAAGCCCCCGGAGCACGUGAAGAUGGCCAUGGAGGCGGUGAUCCUCAUGGUCCGGCCGGACAUCCCGCCGGCCACCAUCAACUGGGAGGCGGUGCGCAAGGUGAUGCGGGAUGCGAACUUUAUUCCCAGUAUUCUGGAGUACGAUGCGGAGCAGCUGAAGGAUGCCACGAGGGAGACACUCAAGAAGAAGUACAUCCAAAACAAGGGAUGGGACGUGUCGCGGAUCAAGCAAGCUUCCCGCUGUGCUGGCCCAGUGGCUCAGUGGGUAGAAAGCCAACUGCAGUUUGCGGAUCUCCUGAACAUGAUGGAGCCCAUGAGGAAUGAGCUCCAGCAGAUGCAGCAGCAGGCGGACAAGAACAAAGUAGAGCUGCAGGCGUGCGAGAAGGAGGUUGCAGAGAUGGAGAAGAAAAUCCAGCAGUAUAAGGAGCAGUAUGCGCAGCUGAUCACCUCCGUGGAGCAGAUCAAGCACCAAAUGCAGCAAGUUCAGAAGAACUGCUCAAGAUCAACCCAGCUUCUUACCGACCUGUCAUCAGAGAAAGUAAGAUGGCAAGGCUCUUCCAAGGGAUUUCAGGAGCAGACGGCCAGCAUGAUCGGGGAUGUUCUGAUUUGCGGUGCCUUUUGCACCUACAUUGGCUUCUUUGACCUCUUCAUGCGUCAGCGAGUUAUCCAACUCUGGCGAGAGAAACUGGAUGAAGCCGAAAUCAAGCAGAAGGAGGAUAUUUCCAUCAUCGAAUACCUGUCCAAGCCUUCCGAGCGCCUGCAGUGGAAGCAAAAUGCACUUCCAGAUGACGACCUUUGCUACGAGAAUGCCAUCAUCAUGCGGCGAUUCUUGCGAUAUCCGUUGAUCAUCGACCCAUCGGGUCAGGCGAUUACGUUUCUGAGCAACGAGUUCAAAGACAAGAAGCUCCUGAAGACAUCCUUUGUGGAAAACAGCUUUAUGAAGAGCCUGGAGACCGCGCUUCGCUUUGGAGCCCCGCUCAUUGUGAUGGAUGUGGACAAGGUGGAUCCUAUCCUCAACAAUGUGCUCAACCGGGAGACCCACAAAAGCGGGCCGCGGGUGCUGAUCACUCUCGGCGAUCAGGACAUAGAUUUCAGCCCCGCCUUCGAGAUGUACAUGUGCACCCGCGACUCCACAGCGCAAUUCACGCCUGACCUGUGCAGCCGAGUGACCUUCGUGAACUUUACUGUGACGCCGUCGUCGCUGCAGAGUCAGUGCAUGAACGCGUUGCUGAAGUCCGAGCGACCGGAUGUUGACCGAAAACGGGAGGACCAACUGAAGCUCCAGGGCGAGUGCAAGGUGAAGAUGCGCGAGCUGGAGGAGCACCUUCUCCAUGCCUUGUCGAACGUCGAAGGCUCCAUCUUGGAGGACGAGAAAGUCAUCGCGACCCUCGAGAAGAUCAAGAAAGAGUCAUCAGAGAUCCAGGAGAAGCUGGGCCAAACCGAUGCGAUCAUGCAGGAGAUCAACGAGACGAGCGCACUGUACGACACCGCCGGGGAAGUUGCGGCCAACCUCUACUUCAUGCUUCAGCGCAUGGGGAGCAUGCACACGCUCUACCGCUACAGCCUGGCCUUCUUCUUGGAGGUCUUCGAGGCGUCGAUCAAGACGGAGCUCAGCAAGGACCUGGGCUACGAGAAGCGCCUGGAGGCCAUUCUCGUGAAGCUUUUCAGCAACCUCUUCCUUCGCGUGGCCCCGGGCCUCCAGGAAGCAGACGUCCUGGUCUUCGGCCUGCAGCUUGCGCAGGUGAGGGCAGACAGCCUGGGAGCGCUGGCGUUUUCGAAGCCGGAGCUGGACCAGCUGCUGAAAGGCGCCGCCGUGGACGUGCUGAAGUCUGCUUCCGCACCCCUGGCCGAGCAGUGCCGGGAGGUGCUGAAGCCCAAGCUGAACAACCAACAGCUGAAGGGCUUGCAGGAUCUCCAUCUGCUGCCGUGCUUCGGUGGCUUGGUGGGGAACAUUCAGGCCAAAGAGACCGAGUGGCUGAAGUUUCUGGAGCACCUGGAGCCGGAAACCGUCAUGCCCAGCGGAUGGGAGAAGUCUCAGGAGGACUCGGAGACCAGCCGCCUCCUGCAAAAGACCUUGAUCAUCAAGGCCUUGCGGCCGGACCGGCUGAUCUUCGUGUGCACCCAGUUGGUGGAAGUGGUGCUUGGGAAGGGUUUCUUGGACCUGCCGGCCUUCAACUUGGCAGAGAUCAUUGCGAAGGACAGCAAGGCCUCGUCGCCGAUCAUGAUGGUUUCAGUGCCCGGCUUCGACCCCAGCGGGAAGGUGACGGAAGUGGCGCAGGCACAGAAGAAGUCUUUGCAGUCCGCCGCAAUGGGGUCCGAAGAGGGGUUCAAUGUGGCAGACAAAGCCAUCAAAGCAGCAUCGAAUGCAGGCAGCUGGGUGCUGCUGAAGAACGUUCACUUGGCAAUCAAGUGGCUUUCAGAGCUUGAGAAGAAGCUUUACGGCAUGAACCCGCAGCAGAACUUCCGGCUCUUCCUUACCAUGGAGUUCAAUCCCAGGAUACCCGCCAAUUUGAUCCGCCUCUCCCGCGUCUACGUCUUCGAGCCACCUUCCGGAGUCAGGGCCUCGCUCCGGCGCUCCUUCGCGCAGGUCCUGGCGCCGGAGCGCACGGAUCGGCAACCGGUGGAGCGCUGCAGGCUUCACUUUCUGCUGGCCUUCCUGCACGCGGUCGUGCUAGAGCGGCUGCGGUUUUUUCCGGUAGGCUGGAGCAAGAAAUACGAAUUCAGCGACGCAGAUCAGACGUGCGGCCGCGACAUCAUCGAUGCGUGGGUUGACAGUGUUUCGAACCAGGGGCAGCUGUCCAACAUCAGCCCGGACAAGAUCCCUUGGGAUGCCAUCCGAUCCAUCCUGAGCGAGUCCAUUUAUGGCGGCCGAGUGGACAACGAGUUCGACCACGCUGUCCUGAAGGCCUUCAUCCAUCACCUUUUCCGGGCAGAGUCCUUCGAUGCUGAUUUUUCUUUGAACAUGGAGUCUGCAAAGGACCAGUGCCUGCGAUCCCCGGAUGGCCGGAAACGAGAUCAGUUCCUGGAGUGGAUCGACAAUUUGCCUGCAAAGGGUAGCCCGACAUGGGUUGGCUUACCGGUGCACGCGGAGCAGAUGCUGCGCAUCAACCGGGCGAAUCACACCCUGGCGCGUUGGCUGCUCCUGCAAGGGAACACCGGGGCGUUGAAAGGCGAGAAGAAGGCCGAGGGCCAAAAGAGGAGAGCUUCUGCUCUGAUCAACCCGUUGGCAGACUUGGGAUCGAAGGUGAGACAAAUGAUCGCAAACCUGCCGGAGUCCUUGGAAGAGAUGCAGCGCAGUGCAGCGUCGCUCCAAGAUCCGCUCUGGCGCUGCUACGACCGAGAGGUCGGCUUCGGGAGGUCCCUCUUGAAGAAGGUUCGACAAGACCUGUCCUUGCUGUCUGCCGCCUGCGACGGAAGUGCAAAGAGCACCAACGACGUCCGGCAGCUCAUUCAGGACUUGACGACAGACCAGGUGCCAAAGUCAUGGCGUCAGUUCGCGAUGGCAGAGGUCACUGCCACGGAGUACUUGGCCGACCUCGUGAAGCGCCUGGAGCAGCUGCGCAGCGUCGUGCAAAGCAGCUCGCUGCAGCAGGUGCAGCUCUGGUACGGGGGCCUCUUCUUCCCGGAAGCCUUCCUGACGGCCUCCCGCCAGGCGGUUGCGCAGCAAAAGCAGGUGUCCUUGGAGGAGCUCAACCUCUUGGUGCAGAUAGGUGGCUCGGCUCUCUCUGGAGAUGAUGUUUUCCACAUGACGGGGCUCCAAAUGGAGGGUGCGGCCUGGGGUGAUGGGCAGCUCUCCGUGACCGACGAGCUUUCCGUUGCCUUGCCCGACACGUGGCUCCGCUGGGUCCACGUCGACUCGGCAGAGUUCAAGCAGACAUCUGACCACUUGCGAGUUCCGGUGUACUUAAACACCAGCCGAAGCAACCUUAUCAGCGCCUUCACCGUGAAGUCGCCCAAGGAUGUGCCGAACGCAGUGUGGGUACAGCGCAGUGUGGCCAUCACCAUCUGGACAAAGCAGUGA
Symbiodinium sp. CCMP2456 is the source of this 8763-nucleotide messenger RNA. The record is from the annotation of a GenBank genome assembly. Lineage: Eukaryota; Dinophyceae; Suessiales; Symbiodiniaceae.